Molecule: messenger RNA, 31087 nt
Organism: Spirometra erinaceieuropaei
Lineage: Eukaryota; Metazoa; Platyhelminthes; Cestoda; Diphyllobothriidea; Diphyllobothriidae
Source: the annotation of a GenBank genome assembly
AUGGACAUGGCAGACGCCAAAGUGGCAGCUCUUGAGGCGUUAGAAGUGGAUGAUGAUGAUGAUGAUGAUGAUGAUGAUGAUGAUGAUGAUGAUGAUGAUGAUGAUGAUGAUGAUGAUGAUGAUGAUGAUGAUGAUGAUGAUGAUGAUGAUGAUGAUGAUGAUGAUGAUGAUGAUGAUGAUAGUGGAGGUUGGGGAGGGUGAUCAUCCUUAGUUGACGGCGUAGGAGGCGAUGGAGAGGUGGACGGAGAGACGACGAUUGAUGCAGUCCAGGCGCUGCAGUUGACCCGCAAUGUCCGUUAACAUUGUGCACACGUUGAAGUCGGUUUGGCGUUGGCUUGUGAGGCAGCCGCGGCGGCAGUUGAGAUUUGCAUGUCUUGCAUCUGGCUCUGGCGGUGGUGAUGUGUUUAGCUUCGAAGACUGCUGUGCCUGUCUUCACUGUUCUUCUCCACGUUGGUCGGUCCCGGACGAGGUCUUCCCAGUUUGUCGGGUCGAUUUGCAGACGCUUCAGGGAGGUUUUCAGAGUAUCCUUGAAUCGGUGGAUUUGACCUCCUUGUUGACGUGAAACCGUCACAACAUUUCCAUAGAAGAGUCGUUUGGAUUGCCCCUCGUCGUCCAUCCGUACAAUGGCCGUUCCAGCACAGUUGUAGUUGUCUCAGCAUAGUGUAGACGCUGAGAAUUUUGUCUGUUCCAGUACGUCUGUGUCUGGGAUUUGGUCUUUCCACUUCAGAUUCAGUAUGCGGCGAAGACAGCUGAGGUAAAAGUGGUAGAGUCUACAUGCCUGCAUCAUGUACAUCAUCCAAGUCUCUGCUCCAUACAGCAACGUCGAUAGGAUGACAGCUUUGUUCUCGUUCACUCUGGUGCUGAGAUGGAGACCGUGACGAUUCCAAACUGUGUUUCGAAGACGACUGAAGGCUUUAAUUGUCUUAGGAAUCCUGCGGGCCGUUUCAUCGUCGAUUUUAAUGCUGCCCAGAUACGUGAAGUUUUCCAGCACUUGCAGUUGGGCGCCGUUCACGUUGGUUUAGGAUGCGACGUACGCUGCGUCGGGUGACGGUUGGUGCAUGACCACCGUCUUCUCCGUGUUUAUGAUCGCACCGAAGUUCUCGCAGGCGCUGAAGAAGAGAUAUAUGCUCCUUUGCAUAUCUCCUUCAGUACAUGCAUUGAGGGAGCAGUCAUCGUGGACGGUGGUUAUAGAUACACGUGACUGGAAGUGCAUCCGCUGCUGACUGAGGAGGUGACCGUCCGUCCUGUAGGCGAUGCGAAUCCUGGGGCAUUCGUCACGAUAGGCGUCCAUCAGCAUACAGUUAACAUGAGACUAAAGAGGGUAGAUACGAGGACGCAACCCUGCUUCACUUCGUUGGUCACUGCGAAUGCCUCUGAGACAGCUCCAUUGUCCGUGGCUCGCACUAUUGCGCCAUCGCGGAGCUGAUGCACCAUCUGAGUAAAUCGUUCGGGAGAGUCAAAUUUCUGCAUGAUUUUCCACAGUCCGUCAUAAUUCAUCGUGUUGAAGGCUUUUGUCAGAUCCACGAGGGAUAAUAGAGGUAGGACCGCAUCUCCUGACACCUCUGCAAUUGGCGGACGGCGACGAUCAUGUCGGUGGUCCCACGAUGACGGCGGAAACCGCACUGGCUUCCCGGCAGGAGACCUUGUUCCAGAUGGUUGCUCAGGCGGUUGAUAAGGAUGCGAACAAAGAUGUUCCCGGCGAUGUUCACUAAGGAGGUUCCUCGAUGGCUGUCGCAGACCUGACAGUCACCUUUUCGCUUAUAGGGAUGACCGAAUGUGACGUCCUUGAAAUCCCGCGGGAAUCCUACUUGAUGUCACAUCUCCGUCACAGCGCCAUUAGAUGAUCCUUGAGAUGGGGCCACCGUGCCUUUUGAUCUCAGCAGGGAUCGUGUCUGAUGUGAGUACUUUCCUGGUGGAGAACUGUUGUACGCCCCUGAUGGUUUCUUGGACAGAGGAAGGGAGGUCGAGGUCGGUGUUGGUCUAUGCAUGUGGUAUACGGGGGACGGCAGCGUCGGGGAUGAUGGAAGGGCGGGUGAGGCGGCUCUGAUUUGUUCGGCCCAUCGCCGUACACUUUGUGUCUUCUCAUCGAGUAGGGUACUGCCGUCGACGUUGAGAAGUGGUGCAGUUGCUUUAGCUGGUGGACUGUAGGCAACAGAAGCGAACCGGCGAGUUCCAGGUAGCAAUUCAGAAGACAAAGAUGCGAUCACUGGAACAAUCAAUUUAUUUGCCUGACGUUUCGGAUCCUCACUCGAAUCCAUCAUCAGAGACAUUCGCAGAUAAAGGUGGUGGUGGCACCAGGAGUGCAGUAUUUAUAGAACGUGGCUGCCGUGGGACCGUACGCGCGCUGCAAUUAACAGUUCUCGCAAUCACCGCUGGGGUCGUAAUUGAUGCGGUGGUGGCUUGUCCGUCCGAGUCCGAGUAGUUAAUGGCCGCGAUUUCGUCAUCCGUGAAGGAUGCUGAUGUGACGAUUGCUCGGCAAACUGGCUCACUGUCGCCGUGAUGAUUGCUCGCCCGCGCCCUCCCCACGUGACUGAUUCUCCUGCCCAGGGAAAAUCGCAGUACGGAAUAAGGUACCGGGAGGUCAUUGUGCUUGUUUAUGGAUUGCGGGCCUGAGAACCAUGACUCGAGCAGCUCGCGGCUCACGCGGUUGUCACACCUUGCGAGGAUUUCGGCCUCUUGAAAUUUGAAAAUAUGGCCGGGUCCCGUGGAGUGUGCCGCCACCUGAGAGUUAGCGUCUCCCCGCCUCACUGCUGCUGCGUGCUCGGCAAUUCGGGUACGGAGUAAUCUCCCAGUUUCUCCGACAUAAUUGCUUUGUCCGCAACUACACCAGAUCCGGUAAACGACUCCAGACGUUUCCUGCCGUGGCAGCGGGUCUUUUGGCCUCAUGAAUUGGCGCCUAAUGGUUGCUUCCGGCCUGUGUGCAACCCCAACUCCAAGUGGAGUAAGAAGACGACUGAAGGCUUCUGAGACGUUCUUCACGUACGGAAGAGCCUGCCAAAAUUUGGGGCCGGUUGGAUUUGGUCUCUGGUGUCCUUUUCGUAUGCACUGGUUGACAAAGUUGCGCGGGUAACCAUUGGCUCUCAUUACCCGUCGAAGAUAUUGUAAUUCAACAACUGCUCGAGUCAUGGUUCUCCGGCCCGCAAUCCAUAAACAAGCACAAUGACCUCCCGGUACCUUAUUCCGUACUGCGAUUUUCCCUGGGCAGGAGAAUCAGUCACGUGGGGAGGGCGCGGGCGAGCAAUCAUCACGGCGACAGUGAGCCAGUUUGCCGAGCAAUCGUCACAUCAGCAUCCUUCACGGAUGACGAAAUCGCGGCCAUUAACUACUCGGACUCGGACGGACAAGCCACCACCGCAUCAAUUACGACCCCAGCGGUGAUUGCGAGAACUGUUAAUUGCAGCGCGCAUACGGUCCCACGGCAGCCACGUGCUAUAAAUACUGCACUCCUGGUGCCACCACCACCUUUAUCUGCGAAUGUCUCUGAUGAUGGAUUCGAGUGAGGAUCCGAAACGUCAGGCAAAUAAAUUGAUUGUUCCAGUGAUCGCAUCUUCAUCCUCUGAACUGUAGGCAAUUUUGAUCGUGACGAAGAAGUUCUUUCAUUUGGUGUGGUCCGCCCACUCUUAGAUCUCCUCGGUCGCGCGAGUCGUCCAGGCGUCCUGCAUCUUGCGCAACAGUUGUUGCACAAGGCGGCGACUACGUUAGAAGGCUGCUCUAUUUUCCCCAGUCGGUCGGUCGACGUAGGUUUUGUGCCAACGGUUCAUCUAGGCGAGCAGGUUGCAGAUGGGGGCAUCGCUGUCAUCAAACCAGUCCUGGUGUUGUCGGUGUGCACGACCGAGGAUGGUCAGAGCCGUCGACUGGACUGUGUCCCUCAGUUCACACCAUCGGCUCUCCACGGAAGCGUUCUCAUCAGUGGCGGAAGCGGCAGCAGCGACUGGAAGGUAGGCCAGCCGUUGAGCUAAUUCAUCGCUGAAAUGGAUAUGGUGAGCAGGCAAAGACAAUAAAGCAAUAUUCAGCUUACCUGGGGGUCGCUCUCCUUGAAGUCUCCUGCGAGGCUAUAGGCGAAUCCGCAUCUUGGAGAUGACGAGACGAUGGUCAGUGUACCCGCUGGCACCCGGAAUCGUCUUUGUCACAAGCACGUCCCGCUGAUCCCACCUCUGGACGAGGACAUAGCCCAGUAUAUGCACAUGUACCGACCGAGGGUUCAUCCAACUGGCCUUCUCUCACAUGGGAAGGUGGUUUCAUCUGUUGCUAUUCUCGACGACCAACAGUCUUACAAAUCCACGUCUUCCUCGCGAGUCAAAUCGAUGAUUGGUCAACUAACCGGACUCCUGAACCGAAUCAAACGCAACAGUGCGAUAUCGCUAGACGAAUGGUGACAGAUGUAACCAACGGACACGGCACUAGUCCGGUUUUAUGGACUACCCAAAAUCCACAAGCUAAUGUUCCCCUUCGACCGAUCGUUACCAUGAAAGGCAGCCCCACUAACAAUCUGUCCAAGUGGAUGGCUCGAAAACUUAACUUUCUCCGAGAAGGCUCGAGGACUUCCAUCAAUUCGGCCUCCCAAUUCCUGGCCAAUAUCGGAGGAGAAGUUGUCCGACCGGAUUAAAUUAUGGUCCUUUGACGUGGUUUCAUUAUUCACAGCCAUCCCACCGGACCUGGCACGCGACGUUCUUCGCAAACGACUCGAAGAGCACUACGACGAAACGAACAGGCCCCUAAAAAGCGAUCACGUACUGCAGCUGUUUGCUUUCUGCCAACAAACCCAUUUCACCUUCAAUGGCAGAACAUACGAGCAGACCAAAGGAACGCCGAUGGGUUCACCAAUAUCUAGCCAUGUUGCAGAAAUAGUCCUGCAGGAGCUGGAAAAGGUCGCCUUCGACCACUAUAAACCUGCAUUUUGACGCCGGUACGUGGAUGACAGGUUCGUUAUAAUUGAAAGGAGCAGACUGGCCGUCUUUCAAGACCUGCUUAACGGCAACUUCCCGGACAUUCAGUUCACAAGGGAAGAAGAGCAUGCCGAACAGCUGUCUUUCCUUGACGUUCUCGUCACAAGCACACCCAACGACGAGCUCAACACCACGGUGUACAGAAAGGCGACUAACACGACUCAGAUUCUCAACUACCAUAGUAACCACCCAAUGGCGCAUAAACGCAGCUGUGUUAGAACACGCUUCCAAAGGGUAGAAACGCACUACUGUGAGCCAUAGGGACGAGUACGAGAACUUCGGCAUGUUCGGAACCAACUGGCAAGGAAUGGAUACCCAAACAGCUUCGUCAGCCGCUGCUUCCGCACACGCCCAUGGCGAACGAACGGAAGAGAGCCGUCAACACUCUGGCACCCUCUACCAUAUAUAAAGAACGGGUCCGAAGCGAUGGAACGUAUCGUUGAAGAGCUCGGCGUGAGUAUCGCUCACCGUCAAACAGCAGCCAUGCGCAACCAAAUCAUGCGAAUGAGGGAUCGACUAGACGUGGGAGAACGGUUGGGUGUCUUUUAUCAGAUCCCAUGUCGGGACUGCCCUCGCCACUACACAGAACGGACCGGACGACGACUUGGCUCACGAAUAACGCAGCAUAAGCGGACGGUCCGGAGAGGCGACGCGUUGUCUCAUGUCGCCACUCACACCCUGGAGGAAGCCCUCGACCUACUACCAUUAUUUGUAGUUUGCACAGAAAGGAGGCGAUUUAUCGCAAGAUUCCUUGAAGUACUACUUAUCCAGUAGCUUUUUUGUCUAAAACCUUAUUGUGCUCCUAGUGUAAAGCGUAUCCCUAUAGGCGUUUGCUUCAAAAUGGCUGCACUAGUGUAGUCGCGAAAGUGAUGCCUCAUUUGGGUUUUGGAGUAGCCUUCCACUGCGACGCGUUUAAUGUAAGCAGCGAAUAGGAGCAGACAAAAUGAGAGACUGCAUUAAAUACAGUAGGUGGCCUUAUGGACGAAGGAUUAAUAAUCACCCACAAAGCGGUAAAAAUGCAUAAAGCCAAUUGAAAAGGUGUUUGAAAACAUAUAAUAUAUACUAAAAAUAAUAUUACGUAGUGUAGAAAUGCCCACUUUCCAGAGAAGUGGAAAGUCCCAGGAAUGUCAGAAAUGGUCGCAGUUUAGUAAACAUCAGGUUUUGACGCUCAGAAAGUCUAUGUCAACAACUAAGAAAAUGCGGCAGCACGAAUAAAAAAAAGUGCUCGACAGUAGUCUUUGAGAUAAGUUCGCAUCUAAAUAUCCUUUCAAAAUUAGUGAAAUGUCAGCUAUGUCGGUUUACUAACAGCCCACAUUCUGAGUAUAGAUUCCAAAACUAUUUCCCAAGAAUUCGUCGUCUAUCCCGCGAUUUUCAUUAGUUGAGAUGCGGUACAAUAAGGCAAAUAGGACCUUGUUUGAUUUCGUAGACGAAUGCACAUUGGAAAGAAAGUUUUAUAAUCGCACAUGUUUUCAGGCCAAACGUUACUAAUAAAUUUAAGAAUAUUUGACAUAUGUGUUUGUAAGCAUAUGAUUUUGUGUAUAGAAAGAAAACUUUUCUUUCGCGAAGAAAAAUUGCACCUAACCUUUAAAUAACCUCACGCUGAAUUUCGUAUUGGUCUUGAAACAUUGCUGGAUACUUCAAGAAUUUCAGUGUUUUCAAAUGCCAGUCCAUAGAGACAGAUUCUGUUAUAUGCAGUCAUUAAAAAAUUUAUGUUAGUAUACGUCUUGAGGACGGUGAACGCAGUAGCGGAUGUUAAGGUGUUAUUUUUCAAGUAACUGGUCGUUUGAGUCACAUUUAAGGACUCACGUAAUGUGAAAUCUCAUCUUCGGAAAAAAUGAACGUCCGCAACGAAAGUCAACAACGAAUGUGUCAUCAACCAAUUAUAAAAAUUCCUUCAAUAAUUUGCCUUUUUAAGGAGUACUUAGCCACUGCAUUCCACUGGCUAGUGUCUGUGUACUUUACAUUUUUACUCGUUUUUGUCUCCCUUUCGGUUGAAUUAGUCGACAGGCCGUGUUUUCUCUGUAUUCUUAAGCUCCGUGUGACUGUCUUGUCCUGAUCAUUUCGUAUUUAGUGACGUAGUGACUUUUGAAAAUGCAUAACGCUCUUGGUUAAUCGAAAAUAACCUGUGUCAGCAAACUGAUUCCCACAAUUAACAUCAGACCAGAAGAUCCACUUCAAAGUGCGACAAGCUCUGCUUGUUAAAUCUCUCGAGGGAAUCUUGUCCUCCCUUGGAAGAAAAACGUGCUCAAAUACGCAAUAUUAGUCAAUAAAAUUGCUCAAAUAUACCACAUAGUCCAUUUUCGUUCAAAUUUAUGAACAUUUUGCUUAAUAAAUGUGCGCAGACAGUUUCUGUACAAGGAAAAGUGUUUAAUUGGAAGAGCUAGACGGAUAUACAAAAUGUGCAACAUUUAAGGCGUCUGACAAUUUUCAUACCGGGUUCCGUUACAACGUUCCGUCAGCUAGAUCGCGGACCGUAUAUCAAAUUCUAACAAGUGUCUUAUCUAUUCCUACGUUUGUUGCUGGAGUUAAAUAGGUACGUUGAAUCAUUGGGUUAUCUAAUAAAGUUUCUGGAUAAAAGGUCGGUCUUAUUAAUCAAAAAAGUUUGCUACAAGAUAAAUGGAUUGAUUGUAGCAAAAAAACUUGUUAUAGCAUGAAGUUUAGCAUAAUUCUUACGGUGGUUCCUAAAAAGUUCGCUCUAUUUAGGUUUAAGUAGUAGAUGGGUUAAUUUCCGUUGCCAGUCCUAACUUAUGAAAAACAGAUUUUUUAAACUCAGAGGCUCAACAAUGGAUGUUUUGGAGGAUUCUACUUACUGCUAUGAUUUCUUGUUUCCAUUUGAAUGAACAUUCUGUGAAUUAGAGGUUUAAAGAAGUCGGAAGUCUUAAUAAAACAACCUAUCAUAGGUUAGCGCAGUUUUAACAGCUCUCCGUAUGUUUUCAGCCCUGGCCUAAAAGCAAAAAAAAUGAAAACCGAACGCAAAGCCUUGUAAAAACUGCCUUUUCCUGGUAAAUAAAAUGUCUUUGAACUGGGACUUUUUAAGCCCAGGGUAGAAAUAACAACUAAUCAUUGCGGCGUACGUAAAAACUGUCAUCAUGGCAAAAAAUAAUUUUAUAUAUGAUAUACAAUUAAGGUCUAAAAUACGAACGAGCGUUUGCAAACCUUCGAAUCCAGGCUCAUGAAAUGACCGGAGAUAUGUUAUUUCGAUUAAAAGGAGACUUGAGUCUAGUUUAUGUUGUUUACAAAUGUUUUAUUAUUUUCGAGUUUGUUAACUUCCAUAGAUAACAUUGCUUCCUUGUCUUUAUUUCCCCAUAACGAUUAUUACUUGAUUUUUUAUUUAACAGAACAGUUUAGAUAUGGAUACCCUGGAUGGUUUAUCUCAGGGAAUGUCCUGUAGAACAUGUCGGACCGAUACGCUUAUUUGGGAAAAUAGUCCGUCCAUUACAAUUUUUCACAGAUUUGUUUUACUAAUGUUGAAUAUAAGUGCGAAUUACCCAUGCCUUAGACCUCUGGAGACUACCUUUUGCUUAAGUUUGAUGGCAGACAGAAGCUGGCCAUGCAUCAUUUUUGCACGAGCUAAUGAGAAUAUGUCACCCGUUAUGAAUACCCUUUAGUUAUUUAUCGAUGUUUUAUGCUCCUCAGCACGGUGGGAUCGCUUUUGUCAAACGCUCUUACUACUGCGUUAUUUUGUAUAAAAAAGCAAUAAUUUACAAACCAGCACUUUCAGGACUGCUCCCACUCAUCGUCUUUUGUUAAUAAUGCGGUUUUUAACAACUAAUUUGAACUACAAUUUUGACUUUCUACUUCCAAAAGACAUGACUUUAAGGCUUUCCUGCUUGAAAUAAUGUCUUUACAGGAUAGGAUAUGUGCAAACACAAGAACAGCAUGAAAAUGUUCUAGAAUAUAAAAAACUGUGGUAUUUUACCCAAAAUUUUUGCAUUUUAUUAAAAUGAAUUCAAGACAAAGUCUCCCUCCGAGCCAGUCCAUCUACUUCUAAACAUUGAUUAUCUGGUAAAAAUAACAAUAACCAGCACACUUUACAAUGGCUGUUCAUUUCAUGACUUGCUUCACCUGAUGUAUGUUAAGAGAAGAAUUGACUGAAGGCGUAAUUUUGCAAUUCUGUGUCGAUUUUAUUCGCGUUGGUGUCUUAUAAAUUAAGGUAUACGUUGCACCAAAGACUUGCCUUAACGAUAAUUUUUCGAUAGUUACAAAGAGUUGCAGUGUCUAGUCAUGAUCGGAAAGAUUCCUUUUAUAAGAUAGUAGUGUUCCUGUCAAAAUGUUCCGCUAUUACUUAAGUCUAUCAGACAUGGCUGACGACGCACUUUGAUAUAAGCAACUUCUGCCUAUUUGCGUCCAUUAAGGUUUUUUAAUAUUGAUAGGAAGUGAGAUCCAGUGAUCCUACCUUUACUUAAUAGACGCUUUAAAGGACGAAAAAUCUUCAUCAUUAGGGUCCGGUGGGAUCACUUCUCGGUAUCCAGGGCUACCGCACGCAGUGGAUUGCCUCGCCUAUGCAGGGACACCUAUCUGAAUUUCAAUGCCAAGGCGCUCUCAAAAAUACCCUCGAAGGCAGAGGAGACUGCGGCCAAACUGAGCUUUGCGUAACCUUGGAUUCGAAUCCGAUUUCUCUGGUUAUUGUACGUUUUUAUUUCAGUAUCUCUCCCCCCUGAAUCAGUAAUGAUCUCCAGGCAACCAUCUCUGAGGCUCCAACGGGUAACAGCGUGAGCAUGACCUCAAACUGGUCGGCAAAUGCUUUUUCAGCAAUGACGGUUACCGCCCUCCUCUGCUAGAAUGUCACGUGAACGAGGGGGAAGAUGUGCGAAGAUGUCAAGAUUUAUUCUCCCUGUGUAAAUAUCAACGAAUCGUUCGCACUCUACUUCCCCUCUCUUCUAUGAUUUUUUCGAUUCAAACAGGACAUUGUGUGUGUCUCGCGUAAGCACUUCUCUUAGGUUUCUACUAUAAUGUCUGUCCGGUAGUUUGCUUUCCGAACAAAGUCGUACAGGUAGUUGAUUGAUCACACUACGGACACGUUAGUGGACAAUGAUGAAACCGUUAACGCUAACAUCGUCCGCAGUCUUCAUCGCAUACUUAAUGGUAGAUUUUGCACCUACAAAUUGGGCUUUGAGUGUUGUCAUGCAUUCUGGUAUCUUAAAUGUCGAAGGAAGUGCGAGACCUCGUAUGUUGUUUCGUCGCCAGGAGUAGAAAGUCUAUUCUUUCUUUAUAUGGUUUGUUUAUACAGACCCUUCCCUUGUAGUCGGUCACUGUUCCCCCAACGUAAGCAGCGUUGUAAGAAUUAAAUCAGACCCCAAUGACAAUUUGCUGUGCUGUGUCAUUAGCUUGAACGUCCUCCUAUUUCGUUGUCGGUCCCCAAAUACUAACCUCGAACUUGUUAACACCGCAAAUUAAGGAGGCCUGUAAUAGCAAAGUGACUGUUUUCGGUGUCUCUCCAAUAUACUGUCUAUUUUUAUAUUGUGCAAUGAUUUAUCGUACUAACAACACAGGCAUUAGCUAAAAGUCCAGACACGCGUGUUUCGCCGAACUUGUGCCGCUGCCUGACGCAGCUGCGAGGGGUUCGGCACAUCAAGGGGUCCCCCAGCUUUCCCGUGUGUUCCAGUUUCAACUUGCCUUGCUUACUUUCCGAGGAAAUUAAUGCGCGAACUUUGAGUAACUCUUUCGAAACUGACCUUUUCAGGCACGGUCCGAAAUUUGAUAUGAACAUUUGAGCUGAAUCCGUCAGUUACUAUGGAAUAACCGCUUAGUAUUCACAAACCGCCAACAGACAGCCAGCAGCAUAGAACUGUGCAAUGAUUUACCGCACUAAAAACACAGGUAUUAGCUAAAAGCCCAGACACGCGUGUUUCGCCGAUCUUAUGCCGCUGCCUGACGCAGCUGCGAGGGGUUCGGCUCGUCAGUGGGUCCAGUUUUAACUUGCCUCGUAUAAUUUCCGAGGAAAUUAAUGCGUGAACUUCAUAUUCUCGUUGAUUAACGUCUGCCCUUUGAGUGCCGCUUUCAUUUGCUCUCACAAGGUGGACUUAUGAGUGCGUUUAGAUGAUGUGGAGUUGUUAUAAUGAUAAUUCGUAAUCUGUCAAAUUACAUUUGUUGGUAGCAUUCAUGUACGCAGUUUCCGUUAUGAAUACCCUCUCUUAUGUUCGGUCAGCUAAAUGCUAGAGUAUCCUGUUGUUGGUGUCAGCUAUCUUGUUGUGGAGUGCCUGUUUAGACUAAUGUAGCUUGAGAAUUCACUGCACUCGGAAAGUGCUUAAUUUAUGCCUUGAAGAAACUACAGGCAUUUGUCGACGGUUCCUUCUAGUUCUUGAAGGACAUUUGCGAUAUUUCGGUCAGAGAGCGGCAGUCCCACGAGAGAGCUUUUGCUUUGAUAUCAUGUAGCGCCCUCGAAGUAAAAGAUGUUCCUAGAUGAACCGUACAAUGCUGGGUGAGAUUAACCUGCUUCGUUGUGGGUUUCUAGUCUUAUUUACUUUGUUUUCCGGUCUUUGUUUCACUUUUUUUGUAGAUGGAGUCUUCGAAUGGUUUAAAGGAAGAAAUCAAAUGUGUCAGAGUUUAAUUAUCAUUAAUAAUUUUGAAAUACUUUUUGUCCGAAAGAAUGAGGUAGAGACUUACAGGACCAUAACCCUCUCAAGAUAGGUUCAGACUAGCUGAAGUACGCCGUGUAACUGAAGAUCUUACGAGAUAUAGGUAUUGAAACCAAGUAAACUUCGUCUAUCCACUGAACUGUCGUCCUUUUGUUAAGGUCCUAUCAUUCUCUUUUAAAUUAUCAUAAGUUGUUUUGAACUGCUUUCAGAUCUUUGCACAGACCAUCGACCUUAAACUGUCAUCUAUCUCUCAAGUGAUACCAAAGGACUUUUCCCAUUUUUGACAUCUUGAUGGUGUUUUCUACUUCCUCGGAAUUGAUAAUAUGUUGUCGUCAAUUCAUUUUAUUCACGAAAUAUCUUAUAUUUUAUGGGCACAUUCUUGAUUGUAUACAUGACUGUUUGGAGCAGGUUCGGUAGUGUUUUGUUUUUCAAAUAUGAAUCUGCUGCUUCUAAAUUCCGCCCCAAAUUAACUUUCCGUUUUAAAGAGAUGAAGCUGUACUUAAAACUAACGGGAUAAAGUCAUUCGACAACGCAAAUCAGUGGACAACACAUAGUAUUCCUCUACGCCGAUUUCCUUCUAGCAGAUGAACAAAAUCAUGCCCUUUCUAGUAAAGGGUUUUGCUGCUUUGAAUAUACUCUUUUAGAACCGUUAGUUAGGCUUUCAGACACAAAAAUCGUAACAAAAAUAAAAAUUAAUAUUCCUAAUGCUUGCAUAGAGUCUGUUCAUGAGCCCUUUGAGCGGAAUUUUAUCGCUGCCUGGAAAGUUUUUGGAAUGACACCUAAACUCUUAUAAUAGCUUUGACCUGUCCAACUAACUAACUUCAUGUAUUCAUUACCCUGAACUUACCUAUCGGAGCUUAUGUCCAUUUUAACUUUUACCCUCACUACUACACUCUAUGUUAAAGUCAGUCAAAUCAUUUCCUUUCAAGUUUUCUAUAGGAGAGGCACUCCGAUUCAUUUAUUGUUGUUUAAUCUGAACUUUAGUAUUUUUUAAUAGAUUCAGUGCUGCAUAAACUAUUUGCCAACCAUGACAACUAUUUGUAUCCUGACGUGCAGUGAUUGUAUUGGCGCAUGCACAAUGCGAAAGCCAGUAGCUCUUAGCUCUUGGGAGAUGGCUUAAAAGAUCUCUCCUGUGUGCAACACUUUGAAGGAUACUAGGUUCGCCUCUGCACCCUCCAUUCCGCCUGUUGGGCUCUGUCACUAACAUCUGAGACGGCUUACUGCCUGUUUAAUUAAAUUCCACUGGACUCUAACUGCCUACCGGCAUGAAACAAUUCGUUUUUAAGGAACUUUUUGUUGCUGCAUUACCCAGGGCGGCGGUGGAGGACUAGUCCUUUAGUCUUUGGCAGCAUGUCUGUUUCUACAGCCGAGGACGGUUUCAGCCCUAACAUCUUUCAGCUAAACACUUUUAUGGAGCUUUGACUAGCCUGCUUUGCACGCUUCCCUCGUAAAUGCGGUUAUUGUAUGUGGAGUUUUCAAAGCGAAUACUCAAAUCUGUGAAACCCUGCGGACAGCGCUGGCACAAAUUACGGAUCCAAGGCCGUUGAAGGUUCAGGACAGAGAUGCACGCAGCAUAGCCUGUGCCGGUUUGUACUGCAUUUACUUUGGUCGGACAGACCGGGACCUUGAGACCGACUUCAAUGUACAAGAACAAAUUGUCGGGUUAUAAGUUUUCUGGAUUUGCCAGAGACAGUCUCUGUUUUCAGUUGGAUAUGACCAAAUAACGACGAGUUUGCCUGGGACACUGGAAAAUUACUAACGACAGCAAUACUCCUUCUGUCAACGUUGCUGCGCACUACGAUGUUUACAAGCACAUCAAACACGUCGUUCCUACCUCCGUUGCACUGAAUCAUGACAAUGACAAGCUGUCCGUUUAUUCCGCCGCCCCAGCCUAAGGAGCAUUGAUCCUAAUCAUUCGUCUUCAACGCAAUCACAACGUGAAAGUACGCAUCGCAGCCUCUCUGUCCUUCGGUCUCCAUCGUGUGAAUCUCACUUCCGCUUCCAUCGUAUUCUCUUUAUUGCUUAUCAUCCAGCGUGGAAUAGGGUGGCUCUAGCCGUAGUGCCAAUAGCAGGCUAUUGUUCACAGUGAGAAAAUAUUCUCAAUGAAGAAAUAGGAGAGAGCAGUGGCCAUUUCUGACUUCUUUAACCUCGUCAGACAGCCGUUACCAGCGCCAGCGGUCACCAGGGAAGUUGAACCUAGGAGAGUUGUUCAUCAGAAAUUUCAGUGCGCAACCUUCCACCAGUCGGGCUACGGUAGCUUGGUCUGUCGGUUACUGUCUAGUGAAAAUGUUUUUGUUUCCGUUUGCAAAGUUUUCCGGUUACCGACCACUCAUCAUCGUGUGACCACCGCCAAGGGUCUUGGACUUGAAUCUACAAAGCAAAACGGAAAGCAUCAUUUUCCUUCUCCAUUUAAAAUAGAUUUGGGCAAUUUCGUUUUCCCGUGAGUUUGAGUUUUUGCGAUCGUUCCUAACUGCAUACUAGUCCAUGCCUCAAGUCGCAAAGAGUUUGGCACACAAAUGUUUGACAACCAAUCGAUUAAUCCCCGGAUCUCUGGUAGCCACCUGAAAUAGGGCAAUGACUGUUCCAUGACGAUAAAUAAGCUGUAAUCGGCAAUUGUAGCCUUUGUUGUCUUUGCUGUCAAACGUCUUUGGUCACGUAUAGUUUGACGCAGUAUGGUUGCUUGCGGGGCACUGAACCCAUAUUUACACUAAAGUCGAAAGUGUCAUUUCAGUCCUCCAGUUAAAAUAGAUUGUUAUCUUCCUCAUCAAGGUGACACCACCAAAAAUAUGAUUGUAAAAGAUCGAUUUUUUUCUCAGCAGAUGGUGCGAAUACUGUCUAUCUAAGAAGCUUUCUGAGUCUAGUCAAAUUUUAAUUUUAAAAUUAUAAAUAAAUUUUGCAAAUGUUUUGUCCCUUUUCUGGAACGUUAGUCAUAAUAUUUUGAGAUCUUUUGGAUUCUUAUCUUCAUUCCCUGUUUUGUAAAGUAAAAAUGUAAUUCAUUGGGCACGGUUGGAUUGGCAGCAACGCGUCUUGUGCCUUACAAUUUUUAGCGGCCGCUUUACAUGUUCUCACGAAGACUUUUAUCAGAUUUCGCUUGCUCCGGCCUUGAUGCUUUUCUAAGCGAUGUUUUUUUGAAAUAUAAAUCAAUGGCGGAAUUUUUGAAAAAACCCUUCAAGGGUUUCAUACGAGAAUAGAGCUUGAAUAACGGCAUAUCGAUUGGAUAAUUUUUAAGUUACUAGUCUCGUAUAAAUUUAUGCGCUAUGGGCUACAAGAUUCAACAUACACAUGAGGACUCAAAAGCUCUAAUCAGUACUGAUCUUCUUGUAUAAAAGCAUUUGUACGAUAAGACUCGAGUCAAUAAGGAGCUGUGUGAAUAAAGGUUGAGGCGUUGAUCUCAAAAUCACCGGUCAAAAAAUCUUUGCUUACCGACCGUUUACUUUAGAAUUAACGAUGAUUUUUUGAGCAUUUGUUCACAAUGUUCUAUAAAAUAUUUUAUUCUUCCACGUUAAGGAUGUAUCUCUUUUAUUAAGGAUAAAUAGACGUGAAGGCACAAAGGUCCCUGGUUAUCGUGACUUGCAUAUCCAGGCAAAUAAUCUGUUCGUCAUAAUGAUUUCACGAAGCGGACUUAACUUCGGCUACUCCGAGCCGCCACUCAAAAUCCUCAUUAUAGUUUUCUCCGGAAAUCUGGCAGUAGUUGUUGCGAUGCACUAAGAGAGUUACUAAAACUGUUCGCAAUUUUACUAAAGUGACCUUGAGACAGCGUUUUUUGCAUACACUCCCUUUAGUUUUUAUCCAAAAUUGCCUUUAUCAACACAUCCAAGCAGAUAAUUUUCGUCGAAAAAGGAUUGUGGGACUCGAUUUCAAAUAAGUUUCAUAGUGGUCGUAUUCAUUUGGUUUUUACGAGAUCUUUAUUACGUCUUAAUUCUUUUUGUGAUUAAACGACUGUUGGAAUUGUUAUUCUGCGGAGCGGAAACAACUAGGUCUUGCUUCGUUCUAACUUACUGCUGAUCAUUUAUAAAAGGACCAUUGUCUAGAUAGUCCACACUUAAAUCCGGUCCUUCGCCUGAAUGAACUAUUCUCCCCAAAAACCCUAUGCACUUUAAUAAUGCAUUAUACGUUGAAACCCUGGACGAUGUUUAAUGGACCUCAUUUAAAAUCCCAUUAAAGCUUGGCUGUUUUUUCUAGGGGCUAAAGAGCCUUAUGAAUUGAAAAGGGUGCCCGUCAAACCUCGUGAUCUGCGUUCUUGUCCUGAUCAACAAAUUGGUCUCCGCACUUUUGGUUUUCCUUAGGCAGACCCGUUCUACCUCACGCCAGUACCUUGCUUCACAACUGUUAACAAUUUGAUGUUGUUUUUUCAUGAGCCUUUCUUUCAGUUAAGCAUGGAAAAACAGCGCCAUCCAAACGGAGCCGUUUGAAAGCUUGGAUUAGGAUUAAUGUUUAAAUAGCUUUACCUUAAAUGUUCUCGAGAAGGUAUUAAUCCUGUUUUUAUGGAGAAUCUGCUUAUAAACAUUAUAAACGCAAACUCUAAUGCAUAAGUGACAAAUAUGACUUAAUUGUUAUAUAAUUCGUCGAAGUUUCUUUUUAAAUGUUUUUCUAUUUUUUCCGACUUUGCAUUAACCACCCAGACAGUCUAAAAGAUAUUUCAAAUAUAAAAACGAGGACUUAGCCGAGGAAUGCAAAAUAAAGAUCAUCUUGGACUGUUUGUCGAGUGGCAGUCGCAGCCCUUCCAAUUUAUUGUCAGCGUCUGGUAUCUGAAUCCCGCCAACACUACAUAUCAAAAGAAAACCAAGCAACAUCGUAUCCGGAGGCUUGCACUAUAGCAAUAACAGGUACGAUCACAAGUUGUCAUCAGAAUUCGGAUGAUCACCCAAAUAUGUGUCGGAAACUGCUGAUUUUAUUUACUGAUCGAAUAUGAUACUUAAAAUGCCGCCUUUUUGCAGUAUACGCUUUACCAUCAGCGAGUCAAAAAGGAUCAGAAAGGAUCAUGUUUUAAAGUAGGUGGGCUAAAUCAUAAAAUGUUGGCAAAAAUUCCAAAAGGCGUUCCCGUUUCGAAAAGAUUGAUUAAGUAGGGUUGUAAAAUCAAUCAUCGUGCGGCAAAAUUCUAUAAUAAUCCCGUUACCCCAGAAAUUCGACUUUCGAAAAAACUUCUAUUUGGCUGCAUCCUAAAAACCGCAGUCCAAAAAAAUGACUAAAUACUUAGCAUGCAUUUUUUCAUUGGUUUUCGAUGUCCUUAAAGAUUCAAUUACAUUUCGUGGAACAGGUGCAUAAAAAUAUUUAUUCUUUUGCCAAUCCAGUAGAAAAUUACGUCUUCCUUCAAUUUUACACUCGAAGGGAAAGUAUAAAUUGGUUUUGAAAAAGUUUCUAAUUGUGAGUUUUUUAACACCGCGAAAUGACCCUCCAUUAAACGUCAUGUUGUUGUUUUUAACAAUGUGGCUUGUAAAGUUAACAAUAUGGCUCAAAUCCCCUGCUUAAUUUUAUAAACGCUAUAUGGCCCCCUUUAUAACAGUAGAGAAAUAUAUGAUUUUCUGUGUGCGGAAAUAAUGCGGCUUGUAGUUUGGUAACCCUGAAUGCAAGUUUAACGGCAGGUUGAGUUCAAAAUUAUUCGAAAAUUGGAAAACAUUUGUAAGACCAAAGUAUACCCUUUCUUUGAGUGUAAAAGUGAAAGAAAACGUAAUUUUCUACCGACUGAGCAAAAGGAAGAAUAUGUUUGUCAUGUCCCCUAUGAAACAAAAUUGAAUCUUUAAGACAUCGAAAAUCAAUGGAAAAAUGCAUGCUACAUAAGGAGCCAUUUUUAUGGGAUAUGAUUUUUGGAUGCAGCCAAAUAGAAAUUUUUUCGAAAGUCGGAAUCCUGAGAUAACUGAAUUAUUGUAAAAUUUUACUGUAUGAUGAUUGUUUUAGCAACCCUAUUUAAUUAGUCUUUUCGAAACGGGAACGCAUUUUGGAAUUUCUGUUGACAUUUCAUGAGUUAGACCACAUACUGCAUAUCUUGAGAAUUUCUUAAGAUUUUAAGAUUACGCCUCAGAUCUGUUCCAUUGCACAAAUUCUUUUACGGGAAGAUGUCAGGGCAAACAAGUUAACUACGGUAUCCUGCAUUUCUAAAAAUUAACUUUUUUCCGGGACGUUCAAAAUUGUAUAGAAAUUGCUUUUAUUCGUAUGCAUUUAUUGCUUCCCGAAAUCUAAAAAUCAUGUUUUCUUUGAUUAAAUAUCGAAAACACAACCGUUUCAUAAUAAAUUCAACGAUUUUGUUUCAAGUAAUAAAUCGAUAUAGCAGGCUUACACAUCCGAACAAAUGCCCCUAGUUUGUCUUUGCUUUUUAGGAUUUGUUAUAUUGUAUUAACUCAAAAAAAUCUCUACUUUUCCCUACUGUUCAAUUCAAACGGGUUGGUUAAUUUAGUAGGCUGGCAUUAUAUUUAAAAAGAUGCCUGAUUGUUCCUUGUAGCAAUCAUUUCAAUACUGCGUGAUAGGAAGACUUCCAAAGGCGCAAAACAUUAAUUUGCAUGUUUCUGAAUAAGGCAACAAAAGAAUACAGAUUUGCAAUAAGGUGCCGCAAAGAUAUCAAAAAACCAAUGUAAGUGCGAGAUUUAGAACAGAAAGGAAGAGAGUUGAGUGUCGAUGGUGAUAGAUUGCGCUCAAAAAGAUCAUUUCCCAUUGUUUCAAAACUCUGGUUGUGACCAGUACUUGAAUAAUUACUCAAGCUGACCACUUAUAUUUGUCAGUUCUUUUUAACGAGGCUAGACAUUGUCCUGCGCGAGAUAAAAGGAGAUAAGAAAGGCAUUUGGGUAGCAACACCUUGUAAAAUUUGUUCCUUUCGCAAGGCGGCAGUCUGUAAUGCCAAUUCGUUGUCUGGGUUUAAGAUCAUAUGUAAAUUUGCGCUUAACCUUUGGUUUUAAAGAAUAAAUUUGGCUAAUUCAGUAAGAGUUCUGAUGGAGCAAUGGGGUAUUUUCUUGUUAUCGUGACCUUUUUUAAAGGCUGACGCAGAUCUUCAAGUCAUUCUAACGGCUCUAUAAUGCCAGCCACGGACAUUCUAACUCUGCUACUACUAAAGUAGAACGCAUCGAUGCAUAGUGACAAGAAUGAUUUGAGUAAGUGUUUUCAGGCUAAAAAAUCAGCCAUUCCCUCCAGAGCUUUAAGGGUACACACGAAACAUGUUUUCCACCAUCUCUGUUUACUUCUUCCGAGACAUAGAAUUAUUCCUUUAAUUCACGAACGUUGGCCGUCUCUAGCCUGAUAUACUGAAACAUUCCGACCAAAAUUCACUGGUUUUUUUUAGUUGCCAGAUUAGUGUGCAUUUAAGUACCUCUAAACAAUAUGUACGUUAUUCCUACUGCAUGGUUUUUGGUCGUUUAUCCACCUAUUUAAACGAAAGCGGACUUCGACAAUACAUUUGGUUGCUUCCUUGAGUAAUUAUCUUAGCAUAAAGUGCCGGUAGAAUUUUCAAAAAAGGGGUUUUUAUUUGUUGGACCGAUUUUUGAAAAACAAUGGUAUUUUCUUGGUCAUGUUUUUGAUCUUUGCUAAUGCAUCAGCCGCACCAAACUAAUGCAAAGAGUGGACACUAAUUUGUAAAAAUGUGUGUCAAAAAAUACCAAAUCAGGGUGUUUGCACGGUAUGACGAAAAAUUCAGAAGGAAAAUAAAGUGAACGACGAAACGGCUGUAAUGGUUUUCAAUCAAAUACCAGUGCCAAUCGUGCAGAACUCAAUACUCGCGACACAAUGGUGUUAAGUUACUUAUGCCGACAUUAAUUCUUGUGUUUGCUUUAAAAAGUCUUAUGUCGCCUCUUAUUAGGCCAGGGCAUGUUUAUCGUACAGCGAGUAUACGCUAACGAAGGAAAAAACAUUUUUUCUAUAAAAAAGACGUAUAAUAUUUUCGGUUUACGUGGCCGAUGAUUGGCGGCUUUACAAUACCCCUGCCUAAAAUUGCACAUAACCCCAUAACGAAAAAUUGCUUAUAGGCAUAUUUUCAGCGCUUUUUGUAAAUUUGCGGCAAUAAUGAGGUAAUAUUUUAUUACACAAUGUUGAGACUUCUCAGAAACUGCUCAAUCUAACACAUUUGCAUUGCCAGUUGCAGAAAUUCUAGCUUGGUUCUUACCAAUGUGGUAUGCUAUUUUAAUGCAAUAACCGGAACGAAAAUUGGAUAAUACAUCAUUUUGUAGUUCAGUUUUUUCACAAAAGGAGAAUAAUGAAAAAUCUACCUUGGAUGCCAAAAAAAUUACAACUUCUUAACCUAAUCGUAAAAGUUGUUUAAGUAUCGUUUGGCAUAGAAGAGUCAUGCAAUCGUAAAAAACAUAACUAAGGCUCCCAUCUUGAACGUUUCGAAGAUUCGCAAGUAUGUUCCCAUUAGUUAUGUAAAAUCAACAACCCAAAAAAAGCAAAUAUUUCCUCCGAGUUUUGAAUUAUGUUUCGUUAUUUGCAGGUGCAGCUGUUCGUACCACGUAUAUAAAGAGUAACUUGAUAUGGCCGAAAACUUUUAUGUGAUACUAUAUUCUUCUAAUGUUUGAAAGAAUGUAUCUUGACUACUCAUAAAGCCAGUAAACCCCCACUUUACGUAUGUUAUAGUCACUGGGCUUAGAAAUUCACAGGGUUUGUAAAUUUUAGACAACAAUAUAAAUUGCGGAUGGACAGGAAAAUUCACUGUUUAACGAUCAUAAUUAUCAAAUACAUCUUUUAAGGCAAGGGGACUCUUAACUGCGGUUUCAAAAUAAAUGCGUUUGGCCGUCGUUGUAAACUAAUUUAAGGAGAAUAAAAUAGUAACUUUGGCCAAGCAUCUUUUCAGUUACGUUUUCUCAAUCAUUAUUAAAUGCAAGCGAUAUUUAUAUGGAGUGUAGUUUCGCGAAUUUUCGAUUUUGUUUUGCUUCAGCCUUCCCUUUUGGAAAAUGCCAUGCAAAUCAUUACGUCAGGCUUAUUUAGUGAAGGAUAUGCAAUUGCAGAAUAGCUCCACAAAGCGUUUCACAGGUUUUUUACAAUGCCUUUGGUGAUAUCAAGUAGACUGCGUGAUCUGAAAGUAGCAUUCAUUAAUUUGGAAGUGCUACGUUACGUUAUAAAAUGUGCAGGGGUUUCGAAAACUGUCACGUCCGUAAAAUUGGGAAGAAAGCAUAUAUUCUCUUCGAUUGGACAAUUGUUGAUGGGGCGAUAUUGGAAUAUUAUGGACUUUUAUAAUUUUUCAGUAGUGUAUAACUACAUUUGUAGAAAUCUGUAUGUUUGGUAAAAAUAAAUAUUUUAGGGACGAAAUGUUUUCUAGGGUAAUCAGCACAAGUUACAGAACUAAGGGUUAUUGUGUCGUCAUGCAUGAACUUACUUAAGAUGACAUUAAAAAUAAUUUUCCCAUUGUAGCACUCGAAUAAAAAUUCCUACUUCACUGUCUGUCUAAGUAUUUUAUUCAACUGUUGUGCCAUUAUUUUUUCAUGCCUAAGUACAGACUUGAUCUUAUAACAAAUCAUGCAUUAUCUUACAUGCAAAAUCCUAUGAAUGGCGUUCACAGGUCUAACUUAAUUGCCGAAUCUGGUAAUUUGACCCUCGCGACUGUCCAACGCGCCCCACAAAAUAAGCGCUGCACCGGCGACCUGCUUACGCUCUAGUACAUAGUAAAGCAGGUUUGCGCAGCGUUUACCUUGCAUUCCCUUUCCUCACUUAUCCCGUUUUUCAGUGGCAUGACAAAGCAAAGACAACCAGAUGAGAUGCAUAUUGACCCAACUGUGAAAAACGUGGCGCCUCGGUGAGAUUUUAACCCACGACAGUAAGGGGAAGGUUUUAGUACAGCCAAAGCUAUAACCAACCGAUCUACGAGGCCCCGCCAGACGACUCGAGUUUAAGCGCACUUGGGUCAAGUUACCCGCCCAACCUACUGCAACGUCUGGAAUUGGUCGUUAUUUUAAUUCUUAUCUCGCAAAAUUCUUGCCUAGAGGGAACAUUUUAAAAAUAUCAAAAAGUUGAAGCUGAAUCCGCUCAAAAAGAUGCAUUGUGUUUCUUCUUGAAUCACCGAAAGUAGGAUCUAUGGAGUUCCGAUGACCAUCUCCCAAAAGUUUAUGGCAGGUGGCCAUUAAAGUAGAUAGAAUAACUAUGCGUCAAAGUAAUGUUUUCUUCCCUUAUCUGGCUGCUACAUCUGAAGUAAAAUUCAGUGUCUCGUCAUUAAUUAUUCAAAGAGGAUUUAUGCCUCGCGUCCCAUCUCACCUCCGGUCGUCCUGAUUUUAUCUUUUCACCGGGUCCAGGUGGGUGGCUGAAGAAAAAAUGUGGCAGGUGCUAAGCAAAUCACUGUUCUGCGCCAACCAAGCUGCGGCCGUUACACAAUCAUUUUUCCCAAACAGAGAUCACGGUAUUAGAUUAUUGCAGACAUUUGCAGUGACAACCAGGAAGUUUGAGUCUUCAGCCUUUCACUUUGGCCUUCUUGAUGAAAUGGUUGUAAAAAGCAAGAAAGCUGUAAGCACAAAGAGUUUUGGCAAUCUUGUGUUAAUUUACGUGCAGUAAACAUCUUGUACUUUUGCAAAUAUAGCUUACGACCUCAGAGAAUUUAAAGCUGUUUUUAUUUGUUGAUGUUAAUUUUGUCGGUCGGGAUUUUUCAGCUUUUUAAUUUCUCCAGAAACUAGUUGUUAACUCCUGAUAAACCUGUUUGUUUUAGACCUUUAGACUCCGAUUAAAAUGUGCCAGGAAUAUUUUGACCAAAGCCCAUCAGCCACAGCGGAAUAAGAUGUAAUAUUCAUCAACUGUUAGCAGACAACCAGUAGUAUAUACAGUAGAUUCGCUAUUUCGUAAAAAAUAUCGGCUGGAAUUAUUAAAUGUCCUUGAUUAGAAGGGAUCAUUUGAGUAUAGUCGUAAGACUAACUGUCGUGCAGCAUAAUCACCGAACAUUCUAGUCAUGUAAUAAUGCCGGGUUUCGGACGAGCUCCUUUCUGGUUGUAAAAAAUGAUGUCUUUGAUUAUGCGAAUUUUUUCUAUUGAUUUUCGACGUCCCUAUAAAUUCAAAUAUACCCCAUAGAAAACGUGCAAAAAUAUUUUUACGCCCAGUUGGUAGAAGAAAAUCGCAUAUUGCUAUAUUUACUUAAGAAAAAGUAACGUAGGACUCACAAACUUUGCAUCGAAUAUGCACCAGGUUACAUAACUUACAGGCAACACUUAUCAGUGGACAGAUACGAUACUUUGUGGGAAGAACUUUCACGGUCUUAGAAAAACUUACAGUGCUAAACUUUUUUAAAGCCAAAAAUAUCCUUCUUAAAUGUAUAAUUUGGAGCCGUAAUCUGCUGCCAAAUGGGCGCAAGAUAAAUAUCUUUUACGCUUUCUAUGUGAUAUAUUGGAAUGUAUAAGGACGUCGAAAGUCAAUAAGAAUCAUUCAUGCUAGUAAAGUAGUCAUUUUUCACAGAGUGCAGUUUUUGCAAACAACCGAAAAAAACUAUCGUCGAAGGUCAGCAUUCUUAGGCGUCUAAAAUAUCGUGUAAUUAUGCUGCGUGAUUGUUAACCCUGCGACCCUGUUUUAGUAAUCGUUUCUCAUCAGAGACAAAUCGGAAUUGCAGUUAAAGUUUUAUGCAAUAAAACCUCCAGUGCAGAUAGUUUGCAUGAAAUACCAUUCCCUGAAAACGUAGUUGAUUGUUAAAAGCCCGCACGCGCGGUUCACCGAUAUUCUGCCGCCGCAUGCCCCAGCUGCGAGGAGUUCGGCUCUUCAGUGGGUUCCCCGGCGUUUCCCAUAGGCUUUCUGGUAGACUCCCUAAUUUUUAGAUUACUGUUUUUCUAUCAACAAAACACCUGUCUGGGCUUUUAACUAGGACCUGUGCUGUUAAGCAUGGUAUAUCACGCCAUCUAGUUUUUUGUUCCCAUCAUGGCGCCGGACAUUUCUUCCUACACGCCUUUAGUUUGGCAGAUAUACAUGGGCAUUCAUGCUUUGGUUGUUAUAAAAUAAAGCCCAUCGCCAGUCUAUGCAAAUAUUUUGUUGACUAUGCCUCGUAUUCCGAAAAACCAGUCUUUUGGUUUUCAUGUGGAAUCUACAGUCAAGAGAUUUUUCAGACUAUCACAAUCGAGACCAUCCCAAACAAAACCACCUAUAUUGGCAACCAUGAGCGCUGGAGACACUGAAAUUACAAUCAUUUGUCAAAAUCUCCCGCUGCAUGCCCCAGCUGCGAGGUGUUCGGCUCUUCAGUGGGUUCCCCGGCGUUCCCAUUAGGCUUUCUGAUAGAUUCCCCAAUUUUUAGACUGCUGUUUUUCUGUCAACAAAAUACCUGUCUGGGCUCUCAGCUAGGACCUUUGCUGUUAAGUAUGGUAUAUCAUGCCAUCUAGUUUUUUAUUCUCAUCAUGGCGCCGGACAUAUCUUCCUACCCGCCUUUAAAUUGACAGAUAUACAUGGGCAUUAGUGCUUUGCUUGUUAUAAAAUAAAGCUGAUCGCCAGUCUAUGCAAAUAUUUUGUUGACUGUGCCUCGUAUUUUGAAAAACCAGGCUCUUGGUUUUCAUGUGUAAUCUACAGUCAAGAGAUUUUUUGGACUAUCACAUGCGAGACCAUCCCAAACAAAACCACGAACGCUGGAGACACUGAAAUUGCAAUCACUUGUCAAAAUCCCCACCGUUAAGAUUGUAAUUCUGGUGUGUUGACACUUCUUCCCCCUCUGCAUCACACCUAACAAACAGUGAAGUGAGAAGAUAAGUUAAGUUACAGAUACCUCUCCAUUGCACUCCGACAUAGGGUAGUAAGUCUAAACCCUCUUAGAACUUAUUUAUGCCUUCUUACUUUCAGAAAAUACAGCUUCUCGAAUUGGACAAAGCAUGCUUAUUAACGAAAAGCAAAACACGAGGCUUUUUGGAGAGCGAGGCUUGUAUGUAAAAACGAUAAUUACUGCAGGACAGUGACAGUAUGAAAACGUGUGUCCAUCAUCGCUGCAAUGAAUUACGCCGUGUCACUUGCGAUCCAACCCACCGCAAAUAAAUCCUGCGUUGUUUUCAGUUACAAAAAACCACAUUAAAAAAAGAAGUGCAGCUGUAAACCACUGAAAGAAGCAAACGUGUUUUACCUAGUUUUUUUAAAAGAUAUUUGCAUAUUUUUUAUGAUGUUUUAAAAAAAAGCCAGCCGACAGUUUUCCAACGAAAAACUCAAAUCCACAACUGUUUUUGUAGACGCCUAAAACCUGACUUGCCAAAUGCACCCGUACUUGGUCGUCCAAAAGUCGAGAUUUGGAGUGGUUGCGUUAGAAAUGAGAGAGAUUGCCCGAGACUGCAAAUCCCCAUGUCGAGAGAACUAAUUAAUAAGUGAUUUGCUCUGACCUCGGCGAUCGCUGGAUUCUCAAAGCUCUCGCAGAAAUAAAAUGAAAAGCAACAAUUUAGUCAAUGCCUCGAAAAAUGGCAAAUUCAUCUCCAAACGCAGAAAACUUUCCGAAAGCUCUGGAGAAAACCAGUGACGACCAAAUUUCAAAAGCAAACAUGUGCAUGGGCUUGGUUGUUUUUUUUACAAACGACUGUGCAAAACAAACUGUUUACCUUCAUUUGUCCAAAAGUACAUCCUUGGAUUUCGGAAUUUAAAAAUAUUUCAUUUUCCUUAUUCCAAACUUUUUGAUUUUUUGUUUCGAGACUUUGACGUAGUGUUUCCCUUAGACCUAUCCCAUUAAGUUUAUUCCUGUAGUUUUUCAAAAAGGUAAGUUCGUUUGUGCUUUUUGCGAACUUGUUAGAGCAGUACAAAACAAACACUCCAGAUGUUACACAAAUUUACGUUUUGGCAGCACUUCCAUGUCGACUUUGAAAACAACUGAAACGACGAAGAACGUUUUUUCGUAAAUUAUGCAGGAAUUAACAAUACUAUGCCAGCGCGCCUUCCUUUUAAGAAUGAAGCUUAGAAACGCAAUUUUCCGCAAAGUGAUUUUUGAAACACGCCUUGUCUACUCUUUUUUGAGGUGCAUCUGAAGCUAAACCUAAAUUGAUAGCCAAAAGGGUAAAUAUCACUUAUGCAGCCACUUUUGGCUGUGGUAACACCGCCGAUGGCAAAAAGUGUGCUUGAUAUCCAUUUUCCUUUGAACAAUGUAUAAACGGAUUCUGGAUUCUGUUCUAUACUUGCCUUUACUGUAAUUCCAAGUAUUCCUCCGCAAUGCAACAUCAGACAAGGUUUAUUCAAGUUAAUUGUAUAACCCGUGUCUCUUUCAAGCUGUGAACUUGUCAAUAAUGCUACUUAUUUCUCGCUAAUAAGGUUUGGAAAAAACUAUUUGCUUAAAAUUGUCAUCAUUUUUACCGAGUUUUGUAGCAUAGUUUGUGUCUGACGCAUAAUGAGCUAUCUCAAGUAAAGUUAGGCAAAAAGGCAAGAACAGGACAUUGUGCUUGGAAGCAUUCCUAGCGACCUAAUAUCAGCUAUGAGGAACUCGUCAUUCGUUUAAGAUCUGCGCAGUAUUUUAGAUUAUAUAACGGAUUUUAUAUACCAUAUACUUGAGUCGCCUGCCGGUUCCUUUCAUAAACAAAAAUUUUGGAAGAAGAAGAAGUAUAAAUAACCACGGUCCAACAGAGAUCCGGAAAUUGGCCGGGUGGUAUUUCUCUCCUGCCAUGCACCAUUCAAGCCAGUAAGCGGCACAUUCUACGCCAUCAUCAGUCAAACGACUGAGCUCCCCGCAAGAAGAGGGAACCGUUUUGCAGUGCCAGAUUUUUCGAUUGGAUAUUGAUGCUGAAAAUCCCAACAAGGUAAGCGUUGUAUAUCUUUUAGCAAAUAUGUUUAUGAUAACGUAUGUCAAACUGCUUUCAAAAUUGACACUGUCUUUGAUGGGACUGAGUCCAUAAAAUGUUGAUAUGCUAGGUCCAUUUGCUAGGCAUUAAGCAUCAGAAUUUAUGCAAAUGGAUGUCGCCUUUUCAUUGAGUUUGAUUUUAGAGAUUAUUAUUUAAUUUGGUCGCAUUUCUCCAGCGAAAGCUAAUAUUUACUGAGGAAAAAGAUUAUGAUGGCUUAUGUCUGUGAAUAUGAGGUAAAUUCCGGACUACCUUUUUCUUGUGCGGAAAUGCAAUUUUUAUGCAGUUAUAAACAUUUGUGUGCUAAAGUAAGUGAGUCUGCUUGAGUAGUUUCCAUCUUAAACUUGCCUUUUAUUAGACAUAUUGCAUGAAAUCACAUUUAAAUCAGGUAAAACCAACGUCCUAACUUGGUUCAUAAUAAUAUGCCUUUAAUACGCAUACCACUACCUGAGAAUCAAAUAUUUGCAAAUAGAAAGUCCAAUAUGCUAAUGUUAAUACUCCGUAUUUUUCGGCGUUAAUGCAGUUAUUGUGGGCAAUGCUGCUCUGGUCCAUUAUCCCAAAAAUGUUAUUCGCACUAAUUAAAUUCCACUAUGCUUCUUUUCUCUUGAUGUCUGACUGGUCCACGCUGCAAGCACAUUCGCCUCUCUGACAUGUAAGUCUGUCGAAUAAACACUCACUACUUUUAUUAAUGAGCAUCAUCAAUUAAACAAGGAUGAACUGCUUAAAGACCUAUCUAAUUGUCUUAAAAGGGCUGCAUGGAAAAAGUCCAGAUGUCACUAGACAUUUAUUGGAGCCCGGUUAAAAGUUGCAACCCAGGUUGCCUAUAAGACAUCAAAGUUAGAAAUAUAAUCCAUAAAUUGUUGGUCAAAUUACUAUGCUGCUUAUAGUUGCUCUAGUCAAGACGGUUUUUUGAAUUAGGCCUGUCGCUUUCGUCAAAAUCAACGAUAUUUUUGGUGAGGUUAGGGCCAAAGAUUUUGCAUCAACAAAACUUUUCAAUGUUAGUCCUAUUUUGGUUUUGCAUCUCAUUACGACCCACCUUUAAUUAAGCCUUUAUAAACUACUGGAACCUCCGCAGCGUUUUCAACAACCUACUUUUGUUUAACUUUUUAAAAAUAACUAUAGACACUGCGAAAUAAACAUAUAACAACCGUCGUAAAAAAAGAGGAGUUGAUGCUACUUAAGUGCUCCGAGAUCCAUAGGAAAACUUUAGCUCUAAUAGGAUUCCUGUGCUAUCUUUACUGCAUUCUGAUCUCCACUUUAACGUAAAAUAGUCAAAUGUUUCGAUUAAACCGACGAAGGCUCUGAGUCAUGAAAUGAGCAGUCUGCAAAACAGUCCGUUUGAAAUUGAUAAUCUACAUCCCAUAAAGUCGAUUAUAUUGUUACCAGAAAGUAAUUUAACAAACGUUACUGCACAAAUCCACUUUUUUAAACUGCUAUAACUUGUUUCGAUUAGGCAGAUGUCAGCAGUAAUGUCUUUUUAGAAAUGACGUAAUAUCCAUCGUUUGUGUAAUUAUUCGACUCUCGCUCAAACGAUUCAGUUAAAUUUAGUUGGAGAAGUUGUGACGUAAAAUAAUGUAGCCGCUUAGUCGUAUUUUGUUAGGUAGCAGCCUGCAAAUACUUGCAUAAGUAGGUAAAUGCAACCCAUAUAGCAAGAGUACUUUCUAAAUAAAUUUGGACAGUUUUCGUGCUCAUUCAACUGGACUUGCAUAAGUAGGUAAAUGCAACCCAUAUAGCAAGAGUACUUUCUAAAUAAAUUUGGACAGUUUUCGUGCUCAUUCAACUGGAAAUUCCGUAGGUUAGUCAAAAUAAUUUAGGUUUUAUAACGCUGCUUUUUUCCAAACAAAGUAUUCCCUGAUAUUUGUUCAAGUUAUAUUAAGCACCAGAUUUAUCGCCAUGUUGAUUCGACUUAGGUCCCCUCUUUUUUGCCUUUUUCCUUUCAAAUUUUCUUUUUCCUGAAUUUUAAAUCAUCAGAAACAUGACUCAUAUCCCUGCAAACUUUGUGCACCUUAGACUUUUAAAUCCUGGUACGGUUAAAUUUACAGGAAAACCAAACCACCCCAAAUAUUUUCCAGACGGCUGAAACAAAGAGGGCACAUUAUUUCCUGCCAAUCAUUGCGUAUAUAAUUGAGUUGAUGGCUUCUUUGUCAUACGAUGUCCUCUAAGUUUCAGAAACCACCACGUGGUUGUGGGCGGGUUUUCGUACAGUUCCCUUGCGUCCUUCUCCCAGGAGGCUGAACUCACUGUGGAUGAACAAGCUGUCAGCCAUGAUGGUCAAAUCUAAGUGAUCAGUCUGACAUAUUUCAUAUUCUGUGAAUUUCUUUAACUUAAACUAACACACUGAAUAUUUGCCGAAUUUACGUUAUAAACGAUAAGGUAUAUAUUUUAGCCCGAAUUGACCCUCUUUAUACCCAACCAAUUUACCUGUUAAUAACUGUUGCAUACUGUUUUCGCAUAUUCCUCCACAUUCCUAACUUAGACGGCAGCCAUCUAAAUAAGAAAGAUUAAAGGAAAAAGCCUUCACUGUCUUGAGAUUUGAUUUUUUCUUGCGCGAAACGCAAGGGGAUCAAGAUGAGGGUAAUCACGCUAUUUUCAGAAAAAGUCUGAUGCAUUAUCCUGUGCGAUACUCUACGCCAAAUGUUGCAUUAACUGGAUAUUUUUGUUUUGAGAAACUUCCUCACAACUUAUACACCUGAGCAAGUUGUCCAGAAGUAAUUGUGCGAUGGUUAAAAUUGCCCCAACUGAUUUAAUUUCUGUGUUGUCAUGCCGUGUUUUAGAAGCGAAAUGAACGCACUGUUAGACACCAACACUCUUCGUAUGCGGUCUUGGAUAAAUUAAAAAUAGGAAAGUGUUCCCACGAUAAUUAAAUCCAGUAUUAAUUGAACAUAUGCGCACAUGAGCAAAACUACGGAAACAUUCCUUCACGUUGCUUUAGAUAAAGAGGAAGGACGUUUGCUUUCAUUUGUAAUCUGCUGUAGAAAUCCACUUUAUGAGAAGGGCCCCUAUUAAAGAUUAGUUUUUUUAUUGAGAGCAUAUUUACUGUAGGCCGUCCUUGUUCGAGUGUGGUCUUAAGUAUUUGAAAAUCGCAAUUCGCGAGGAAACGAAUGAUCAGGAGUUCGUAAUUUUUACUGGCAGUGCCAAUGUAAGAACCUUUAUAACUGUCAUUUCAAAUGACCAUAGUUUUAAUGAACCAACCAAAUAAUAAUGAAUACAUUGAAAUUCCAAAAACGUCCUUAUGCUUAAUGGAUUCUGCCUUCACUUGAAUUUUUAUGGUUUUUUAUAUGAAAAAUGGUGCCCAUAUGAUUAUAUAUACUGCAAGUAUUGCACUUUUUUAAUGUCGUCAGUCCUCUUGAUAUUCAAACUUAUGAGGCACUUUACUCUUGCAAUGUGUCUAUCCAAGGAAUCAACUAAAUCCAUUUCUAUCUUAGAUUUUGCUUCUCGAACAGGACAAACGAAAAAUGGUCAUCCGUUUCCUACAUAAUGUAUUGAGAGAUUUUGUCAAGUACCAAUAAAAUUUAUCAGCUGUUAGACAGAUUACUGCGCUACUUUUAUGGAAAGUUUAGCUCAGAGAUUAGUUUCGAGUGUUUGGACGUUGUAUCCGUACUUAUAUUUGCCAAUGAAAAUUCAAAACUUCGAUGGUUUGAGGUUAGGUUCUUGCUUGCACUUAAUGUUUUUUUAAAUGGACAAUUUCUGUUUCGUCUAAACGCGGCGCGUCACGUUCGUACACUUUAGUUUACCAGAUACAGGAUUGUUGAUGUUUGCAGUAUUUAAACGUUCCACAACAAAUGCCCACAAUGGCAUUCUUCGGGGUAUCCCGGUUUCAUUGCUGCGGUUUGAGAUUUGCAUUAGCUUGUUUUAUUAAUUUGCAAAUAAAAUUAUCAGCCUCUCUCACCACCGAUUUCAAAAACGAAUUUCUACAAUAAAAGUAUUUCUAUGAUACUGGAAACAACACCAUCUUUUUCUGUGCUACAUACGUAAAUAUCGCACUUAUUCUGCCUGUGGGGCUAGUUAGAUUUUCUAGAUGAUUGAUGCGUAAAUACUCAAGUUUAUUCUGUCAGCUCUAGACCCCAAAUAGUGUUUGACCAAUAAUCUUAAAAUCCUUUUAGAUUAUUAUGAUGUGGAAGCAUUGCCAAUUGAAACGAAGAGACGAGUCCCGGGAAGCAGUCUUAAAGGAGAAGACACGAUCGCCGGGACAAGACCUCUAUUACCCUCGUCAAGGCCGACAAUGACUUGGUCAUUGUGCCAGCGGACAAGGGGCGCUCCACUGUUGUGCUGGACAAAACAGACUACCUUCAAAAAGCCAACGGUUUACUGGAUGACUGACAGUUCUAUGUGCAACGAACCCUGUAAAAGCGCUGACACGCGAAAUUAAUGCUACGUUGUUGGCCUUGGAGAACUCAGGUGCAAUAACACCGACCGACAGGCGCACGGCGAGACCCCAAGAUACGGCUUUGGCCCGAUUCUAUGGCCUCUCUAAGGUGCUCCGCUCCAACGCAUCGUGUCGCUCAAAGGUACUCCAACGUACGGACUGGCUAAGUGGCUGUUCCGGCGUCUCAAGUUCCUGACCGCUGAGUCAGACACCACGGUCUCUUCGUCAGCACAAUUCCUGGAGAAACUCAAAGGGGUAAGCUUCCAUCCAGAUGAGGUCAUGGUAUCUUUUGAUGUUACAUCUCUUUUUGCUUCUAUUCCCGAGGACCUGGCAAUCGAGACAAUCGAGCUGCUUCUACAUAGCAAAUACGAUGAAACGGAGAAUCGUCUUGGACGCGCCCAAGUCCUUCAGCUCCUGAAGUUCUGUCUCAGGACGUACUUCACGUUCGAUGGGACAAUCUACGAACAGGUGAAGAGCACACCAAUGGGUUCACCGAUUUCGGUGUUCAUCGCCGAGGCGGUCCUGCAACGGUUAUAA